Messenger RNA from Ictalurus punctatus (channel catfish), 1668 nucleotides. RefSeq lists its product as uncharacterized. Gene Ontology annotation, biological process: regulation of apoptotic process; inflammatory response; innate immune response. The record is from RefSeq and is a predicted model, not a curated record. Bases 234 to 845 code for a protein of 203 amino acids. Lineage: Eukaryota; Metazoa; Chordata; Actinopteri; Siluriformes; Ictaluridae. The transcript is spliced from 3 exons.
UGAAUCUCAUAGUCCUUGCUGUCAUAACCACCUUUCCUGUUAUUUAUCAUUUAUAGCAGCCACCAAAUAAUAUGCUUUAUGGUAAAUAUAUGCUAUAAACUGGCACAUUAAGGCACUAGUAUUACAUUAUUGGAUCUUAAGGACACUGCUAUACCUUUCAGACUAGAUAUACACCUUUCCUCAGACAGUCUCCAUUCUUAAACCUCAAGGCAAAGCUUCACUGGAAUGUUCAGAUGUUCUUAUUUUGUCUUAUAGUCAUGGAGACUGUGCGUAAGAACAAGGUCUUUCUCAUCGACACUCUGUCCACUGAUGCCAGCGUCGUUUUACAGCACGUCCAGAGUGACAGCAUCAUCACCAGGCGUGACUACAACAAUCUUAACCAGCCCAAUCACACACAGGAGAAGAUCAUCAUUAACCUUCUGGAUACUGUGAUGAACAGGGGUGAUGAGACCUGUCAGAAAUUUCUGAAGCUGUUGGAGAAAAAAGAGCUUCAGGAGAAUUUCCCUCAGCUGAAGAAGCUCUUCACCCCUGAUCAAACAUCAGCAGAGAGAGAGAGAGGUCCAGACAUGCCACAUGUGAAAAAACAGAGCAAAGGUGCUGAGUUUGUGGAUAGACACAGAGAUACGCUCAUACAGAGAAUUUCUUCAGUAAUGGAGAUAGCAGAUCGUCUCCUAACCAAGAACAUGAUUAGUACUGAAAUGUACAGUACAGUCAGUGCAGCAGCUACGCCGCAGCACAAAAUGAGGACCUUGUACGGAUUUCUCAACUCCGGAGCUGUGAAAGAAGAAGUUUAUCAAAUCCUGAGGGAGAAGCAACCUUAUUUAAUGAAGGAUCUAGAGGGUUAAAGGAAAAUUUCACACACUCUGAAAUGGGAAUUCUAUUUUUGUUCAUUUUGUGGAUGAUUUCAACAGAAUUAUACAGAAUAUAACUGACCAUUUUUAUGAUCGAAGUAUCUAAAUAUACAAAACCAUUACUAUUUUUGUAUACUGUUUUAAAAUUUGGGAACAUUCUGGAUUUUUAGCAGUAAAUAAAUCUAUAUUGUUGUAUCUAGUUGAAUAUUUACAAUUAAUGACGAAUGUAAGAAUUUUAUUGAUAAUUAUCAUAACCUUUUAGUUUAGUUUAUUAACCUUUUAGUCCUGGUUUCACUUUCUUUGUACUGUUAUGAAGUUUUGAUACGUCAGGGUUAACAACAACAGAUCUAGCUCUAAUUAUGAAGAAAUUUUCAGUUAUAUAUUCCAAGUUAUACGUUCAUGCUUGAGCAAGAUAGAAUAAUUUUGUUACCGUAUAAUCAGGGUUCCUAUUUUUUAUUUUCUAGAAUUAUUAGAACCUCUAUAUAUUUAACUACAUCUCUUUUUUCCCAAGUGGAUCUGAAAGGUGGAGGGUUACUCAACACUGAGGUUUGGUUUUUAAUUACAUUUUGAAAUCUUUGCUUCAUGUUCCGGUCUUCAUCGUGCACCUACUGUAGAUGGGUGAACUUAUUUUGGGGGAAUGUGGGUGUUGGAGGGAUUAAUAUGCUUAGUGAGAGUCAUCUCUAUAAAUUAGAAGGCUGUACAUGACCAUGCAUGGCACAGGUUGCUGAAGGAGGAUUGUACAUGUGUUGAGAAGUUUGAACUGAAGUGGUAAUAUCUUGUCUGUGUGCAUGAAGCUUCAUUAAACUCAUAUAAGCCA